Messenger RNA from Cercospora beticola, 4995 nucleotides. RefSeq lists its product as uncharacterized. Lineage: Eukaryota; Fungi; Ascomycota; Dothideomycetes; Mycosphaerellales; Mycosphaerellaceae. The record is from RefSeq and is a predicted model, not a curated record. Gene Ontology annotation, molecular function: protein binding.
CGAGCUGGCUGUUUGCAAGUGAAUUGUCAAUUCGCAAACGACUGGCCGGUGCCUAGAGCUGCCUCUCGCACUCGCCACGGCCGCACGACACCCUGCUCCCCCUCCGCAUCGGUCUCCAAUCAGCCAAACUGCCUCCAGUGCAAUUCCGCUCCUUUGCUGCUGCUUUUCGCAUACCCGAUUCCGAACAGCUCCAAACUGCCCUCUCGAGCGACGACAUUCAUCACCCAGUCAACGACGAACACGACAGUGAGAGUGCACAGCUUGUGGAUGAGGGUGCCACGAACAUGAGCUCCGGCAGUCAGGCGCAGGCUGGCCCAGAGCUGGACGAAAUCCUCUCUGACGAGAUCGCUUUGGACGAUGCAGCGAGCAAGCCAGGUGAUCGGGUACGGGUAUCGCAGGCAUGGAACCCUCCACCGCAACCUUGGGCAUCGCUGGUUAGCGUAGCGUCGGGGCAGGGACUGUUAGCGGUGGCAGGCCCGGACAGCUUGGUCAUCGCGAGCACAAAAGAAGUGCGCCAGAAGCAAUAUAUUCCUAAGCGCGAAGAUGAUGUGACGGGAGACGCGAGACACUUGCCUAUCAACGCUCUGAACACGCUGAAAGUGCCCAGGCUGUCACAUGUCGCCUUCAGCGCUGAUGAGAGCUGCCUCGUCAUUGCUUCUGAAGAGGGAGGAGGAUUGGCUGUUUAUGAGACAGACGCCUUGGUCCGUGGAAGCAAAGAUUCGGCCUUCCAGAUCAGCACUCAAAAUACCGCCGUGCGUCAUGUGUUGCCCAACCCCAACAAAGAUGCGGACACUGCACACCUUUUUGGCGUAGUGUUGAUGAAUGGGCAGCUCGUGAUUGCCAGUCUCAAGAGCCGCGAAAUGGUUGAUGGUCAGAACGGAAAAGUCUUCCACAACAAUGUGCUAUCCGCAUGUUGGUCGCCGAAAGGGAAGCAAAUUGUCGUCGGUUUGCAAGACGGCUCAUGUGCACAAAUUGAUCCCUCAGGUGCGGUCAAAGGUCAAAUCCCUGCGCCACCACAGCUUUCUGAGAUCAAGAACUCGGAUUAUGCAUCUGCUCAAGCGCUUCCUCCAUGUGCGAUACACUGGCUGGAGACUCACAAGUUCUUCAUCGUGUACACGCCUUUCUACGGCACGACCACAAACGAGGACGACAUGCUCAUACACGACUCCCUCUACUUCAUUGCAGAGCGGAGUAGUAAAGAUGCGCCAUUUGUCUUCAGCAAAUCCUCCCUCGACCCCUGCAUGGUUCCACCGCAAGGACAGGACCGACUUCCAGCCUCCCACUUCUUCCAACGUUUGGGUUCAUGGGAUCCAAAGGUGAAGGAUGUUUUGUUGGUCACUUCGACCGCUUGCAGUGAUGGAGGGUCAUUUGUACAGCUGCAAGGUGAAUCCAACUUUGUUCUUUCGACGCCCUUGGACGAAAACCGGAAGAUCACUCUACCCUUUAGCACAAUCGACGACGAGGAGUCAUCCCCUAUUGGCAUGGCCUUAGACUUCAGCUCACAGGAGCUCGCCCCAAAACCCAUCCCCAGCGAACUGGACCAAUUUCCGACAGCGACAAAGCCCGUCCCUUGCCUGAUCGUUGCGACGACUGAUGGCAUACUUUGUAUGUGGUGGAUCAUCUCGAGGGCAGCAGUGCAACAGGAGACUAUGCACGCGAACAUAGUACAUAGAGAAGGUCCUUACCGUGACUAUGCCGACCUUCGCCUGACCAAGGACAAGGCAGUCAUCGAUGAAGAGGGGCAAGCGACAGCAGCAAGCGCAAAUUCAGCCGCUUUGAAUCCUACUCCAAGCUUGUUCGGUGCUAACACGACGACAUCAUCCGGUUCACUCACAAGCAAUCCGGCAACUCCAGCAUUCGGUCAAGCCGCAUUCGGCAAACCAGCAACGCCAGCAGGGACAGGUCCUCAGGUUUCAACGCCAGCUUUUGGCCAGUCUUCGUUUGGUCAGCCUGCGUUCGGCCAGAGUGCUUUUGGCAAACCAUCGACCCCAGCCGUGAGCUCGCAGACCACGGCUCCCGCAUUUGGCAAGCCUUCAACCCCAGGAGCGACACCUGUACAAGGUGCGGCUGCUUUUGGCAUGGCGAGUGCUAUUGGAGGUGCCGCCAGUUCUCCCUGGGCUGCCAAACCCGCUCAAUCGCCAGCACCUGGCGGUGCCACGUUUGGCUCGACCUCAAAGAUGGGCACCACAGGUGGCUUUGGCAGCGUUGGUGCGUUGGGGGCGAACAAGCCAAGCCCAUGGGGGGCAACCGGGACCAAUACCAGCACGACAGCCUCGUCGCCUUUUGGACAAACAGCUGCGGUCUCAUCUCCUUUCUCCAAAUUCUCGAGUACGAAUGCGUUCGCGGCGAAUGCGCCCAGUAGCACAAGCCCCUUUGCCCCGAAAGCGCAGGACACAUCAACGACAAAUCCAAGCACUGGUGGAUCAUGGUUCAGCAACACACAACAGAACAAUACUAGUACCUCAUUCUCAAGCUCAUCCUUUGGUAAGCCGUCGACGCCUUCGUUAUUCCAGCAGCAGUCCACAGGUUCGACUGCCACGUUAGGAUCGAAUGAGACAAGCAGCUUUGGCAAGCCUUCCACCCUGUUCGGCGGUACUCCAUCAUUGUCCAAUAAUUCCAGUGGACUGUCUGGACUUGAGGGCGGUUUCAAGCUCGGGUCCACAUUCAAGGGCGACGGCACGGCCAAGGACGACCUGCCGAUGCCCAAGAACCCGGGUGCAGGACUUUUCGGUGCCAACUUCCUGGGCGGCGCAGACGACAAGAGACCUGAAGUCAAGGCUGAACCCGGAACUGAGAGACAAACAUCCCUCAACGACAUUCCACCGGCGAAGCCACCAGCGAGCGACGGCUCUGGCCUUCCUCCAGACCCGUCAGUGUUCAAUUACAAGAAGGCGCAGGCAGCCAUGGCCGCUCCUCCCGGCGUGAAAGAAGCGCCAAAAGCCGAAGGUGAUGCUGCCGCAGCUCCACUGCCACCUGAUCCGUCCACCUACAAUCAUAAAAAGGUCAUGGCAGGUUUGGGCACACCACCAGGCGCUGCUGAUACAGCAGAAGCUGGCAAGGACGUUCCGAUUGCCGGCAGUCCCCCUGCAGAUAUCACUCACAGUCAAACGUUCUCCCCAGAAAGCUCAGAAGCAGGACCACCAGAUGAUGGGAGCGAAGACUGGGAUGACGAGGAAGAUGAGGAGGACGGCACCGAAGACGACGAAGAUGGGAGCGAGGAAGUAGAAUCUGAUGAAGAUGACGAGGAUGGGGAAGAUGAAGAAGGAGAUGGGCAGCCUCACAAACCGGAAGAUCCAGUCGGGCUGGCCAAAUUCAUGUCCCGCAUAGGUGGUCCAGAGCGAGGGGCCCCUCAGUCGCCAGAGGGGAACCAGUCUAAAACGAAGUCGACUACACCGCAGUCAUCAUUCGAGCAGAGCUACACUCCGAAGGAACUGCCACCGGGUCCGAUCCUGCAGCCAGGAGGCAUGCGGAAGACAGAGGACAGUCCUCGCUCGCCUAGUCCUCAGCGGAGAGCACAGCAACCGCGCUCAGUCACAAGCCCUGUACGCGGAAGGAGUGCUAUGAACCUGCCACCCCAGAUCAAGGCCACUGCUGUGCCUCCAGCCAAACCAGUGGAAAAGCCCAAUUUAGCCUUGCAACCGCCUCGAGAGAAGACAGCAGCUGAGUUGGCAGAUGAGGCAUCUGACAGGUUACGGGAGGAGCUCGCGGCCCCGAUUGUUCCAACCAAAGAGCCGCCUCAGUUUUUCUCACAUCAUGACUACGUGGGUGACGUUGAUACACCAGGCAUUGGAGGCGAGGUUGAAAAAGUCUUCCGAGACGUGAACUCUAUGAUUGACACCGUUGGUCUCAACGGACGAUCGCUUCUUUCUCUGCUCGAAGGCCACGAGCAAUUGAAAAAGCCUGGACAACGGGAUGUCAAGGACCUGGACGACAGUGACGCUUGGACUUUGGCGGAGAUUCGAGAGCUCAGCCGUGUAAUGGACAACAUCGACCGCCAAUUGCAGAACGGCAAGCUCCUCAACGUGCCGGAAACACUUGCGAAGCUGAAGCAAGACGAAGAAGAGGUGCUUAAGCUUCGGACACGCACAAAAGAGAUGCGAAGGCAAAUAGGACAGCAUGUCGAUCCUGAUAAGAUCGCGGAACGCGAUGCUGCAACUUUGUCUGCCGAAGCGGCUGCCCAGCAAAGCGAGCUGCGAACAAGCCUACAGAACGUUCAAAGGCUUCUAGCAGAGGUUGAGGAAAAAGCAACUAUGCUUCGCGCAGAGCUUUCCUCAGUGCAGUCUCGCGAUAGCAAAACUUCCCAGGCCGCUCCUGUGCCCACGGUGGAAGCGGUUGAACGCACAAUUCUAAAGAUGACAGCCAUGGUACAGCAGAAGUCCGGAGACAUCGAUCUACUCGAAAGCCGUAUUCGACAGUUACCCGGAGGUAUCGCAGCUCUACGCCUCGCCGACGACUACGAAGACGAUCUUGCCUCUCGUUUGGGCGGCUCAAAACUUCUCACCGACUCACCUGGUCGAAGGACCCCGCAGAAAUACCCUCGAAUGGCUGCCAAUGGAGACGCUCUCGGCGCGAGCGCAAUGUUCAGCGUCAGCAGGUUCCAGACCCCUCCAAGCUCUAGUGUGCGAGCUAGCCCUAGCUUGAGAGCGAGCGCUUUGGGGCGGAGCGGUGGUAGCGCGUUGGGACGCAGCACGGGAAGCUUGAGUGGCAGCGCGAGGAAGAAGAUGCGUGAUGUUACGUCAGAGGAUAUUGUAGCUUUCAAGGCGAGGUCGCAGAGGAGGAGAGAUGUGUUAGGCGCUUUGCAGGAUAAGAUUGAAUUGAGGGGUCCGAGAAUUGUGAAACCAGCGCAAUAGGCAGCCGCGCCUGGACUUGAUCAUCGAAUGAGAGGAAGAAGCUUUGUAGGAUAGCUCUGUGUAGAUACGUGAGGAUAGAGCGAUUCAUGAGCAGCGCAUGCACAAGAAAGCAUCGUGAAUGCAGACUGUCAAAUGGAAAGCACAA